This is a messenger RNA of Daldinia childiae, 762 nucleotides long. Its product is annotated as putative glc8 protein. Bases 1 to 762 code for a protein of 253 amino acids. The record is from RefSeq and is a predicted model, not a curated record. Gene Ontology annotation, molecular function: protein phosphatase inhibitor activity. The transcript is spliced from 2 exons. Lineage: Eukaryota; Fungi; Ascomycota; Sordariomycetes; Xylariales; Hypoxylaceae. Gene Ontology annotation, biological process: regulation of signal transduction.
AUGGCGACCGUGGAGUUGAGCCCCAAGGCUAUGCACAUUCCGAACCAUGAGAUCAAGCGCCCUAGAGGUAUUCUAAAGAACUCAUAUCAAAAAUCGCCACCCCCCGCAUCUCCGAUUAAGGAACAGGACUUGUCUGAAAAGGAGCUUACCAUCAUAAAUACCCAAACAAAUGCCGGCCAUCGUCGCUCCUCGAGCGCGGCUAGCCGUCCUCCUGGUUCGCGGCGCCAAUCGUCGCGUACUCCUUCACACGGUCCAGACCAGGAAAUGUUUGAUAGCAAUCAACGCCUGAAGUGGGACGAGGCGAAUCUUUAUUUGACGGAACAGGAGCGUACCUCCACGAUGAAGAUCACCGAACCCAAAACACCGUAUGCUAAGCAUUACGAGCCGUCGGAAGACGAUGACGACGACGAGAUGCUCGAUGGGGAGCUUUCGCGGAAGGAGGAAAUUCCCGGGCUAUCAUUGGGAGAGCCCGAAGAGGACAUCCCCGAAGAUGAAUUUGGAGCCGGGCGCAAACAAAGCAAGGUCCAUGUUAGUGACGAGGAUGCCACACCGCAACAUGACGCCGAGAAUGAACUCCUCGGCCUGACCCCCGAAGAACAAGAAAAGCAUCGCAAGUUUGAGGAGUUGCGGAAGAAGCACUACGAGAUGAAGGACGUCGCCAAGUUCCUUGGCCACCCCGAGUCUAUCGACGAGCUUGAAGACGACGAGGAGGUUCCUCCGAUGCCUACCAUUAACGGCGCUGUCGUCGGAGCUGGCGACUAG